UCCAUCUCUUUUAUUCCUUGUUCUUUGUGAAAUAAAAAUUGUUCGUUUUCUAUCCGACAUAUCGAAUUUUACAAAGUUUAACGCAGAAAUAUAGGAACCAAUGACUUUUGGGAGAAUCGCCAACUUUAAUUGGAAUAAUUGUAUUGAAAGUAAUGGGACUAACAUAAUUCGUAAUAUGACAGAAAAUAGAAAAAGGUCUCGCGAGGACGACUCGUGUGAAUUUAUGCCAUUGUCAAAGAGGAUAAACAAUUUACAUAUCAAUAACAAUUUGAAUACGGUUGUUCCUCAAGCACAGGAUGCUAGUCAUAGUCAAAUUAAUGGAAUAAAUACGGAAAAUGGAAUCUCAUCACCAAGUUCUUCAUCAGGCUCGGAACGAAGACCGAGCUAUGACCCUGGAAUGAACUCCACUCAAAGUAGUUAUUAUUAUGACAAUAAGCUUUUAUUCGAAUUACAUUUAGAGAGAAUACAGAGAUGUGGCCAACAAUUUCCAUAUUAAUUAUAGAUUUAGUGGUAUUGGUACCUGAU
This is a messenger RNA of Spodoptera litura, 525 nucleotides long. RefSeq lists its product as uncharacterized. NCBI's taxonomy places the organism in Eukaryota, Metazoa, Arthropoda, Insecta, Lepidoptera, Noctuidae. The record is from RefSeq and is a predicted model, not a curated record.